Molecule: messenger RNA, 960 nt
Organism: Urocitellus parryii (Arctic ground squirrel)
Lineage: Eukaryota; Metazoa; Chordata; Mammalia; Rodentia; Sciuridae
Source: RefSeq, a predicted model, not a curated record
AUGUCUCCAUCCUUGACUGCUCUCUUCUGUCUCGGGCUGUGUCUGGGGCGGCGGGUGACCGCAGCGCAGAGCGGCCUACUCCCCAAGCCCUCCCUCCGGGCUCUGCCCAGCUCCCUAGUGCCCCUGGAGAGGCCGGUGACCAUCUGGUGCCAGGGGCCUCCGGGCGUGGACCUGUACCGCCUGGAGAAACUGGGAUCCAAGAAGUACGAGGACCAGAACUUCCUCUCCAUCUCGGCCAUGAAAACGAGUCACGCGGGGCGCUACCGCUGCUCCUACCAGAACGGGUCCCAGUGGUCGCUCCCCAGUGACCAUCUGGAGCUGGUCGCCACUGGGGUCUUCGACAAGCCCUYGCUCACUGCGCAUCCCAGCCCCGUGGUGCCCCCAGGGGGGGAUGUGACCUUGAAGUGUCAGAGCCAAUAUGGCUUUGACCAGUUUGCUCUGUAUAAGGAGGGGGACGCUGGGUUCUACAAGAGACUCGAGAAGCUGUACCUUGCAGAUUUCCCCAUGGUCCCCGUGACCACUGCUCACAGCGGGACCUACCGGUGCUACAGCUUUUCCAACGUCUCCCCGUACCUGUGGUCAAGCCCCAGCAACCCCAUGGUGCUCACAGUCACAGGCCCCUCCGUGACCCCCAGCCAGCCACCCACAGAGGCAGCCUCCUCCGCGACAGCGUCCCCCGAAGCCUCCAGGAGACUGAUCACCUCACCCAGGAACAGAGCCUCGACCACGACCACCGGUCUCGCCCGCCAGGACCACACCCAGGGGAACCUGGUCCGGAUCUGCCUCGGGGCCGUGGUCCUCAUUCUGCUGCUGGGUGUGGUGGCCGAGGACUGGCACAGUCAGAGGAGAGCCCAGCGGCCCAGGGUCAAGCCCGUGCAGAGGCCCCUCCCGCCCCUCCCACAGACGCAGCACCUCCGCCAGAACCCUGGUGUGGCCGAGUCCAAGAGCCAGAGGGUGUGA